AUGGCUACGUAUGGUGAGGAGCCAGUCGACAGCUACUUCUAUUCAUCUUACAACCCCUACCUGGGCAGAUACCCCCGGUCCAGGGACGCGGGGUGGAAAUACAAAAGUUACCUCUCCCACUAUGGAGACUCUUCUGACGCCUUCAACAACCACCAACGCGCCCGGCUGAAGUCCAUCUUAUCCCAGAUAAAUCCCAAACUCACGCCGAGGCUCAGGAAGGCGAACACCAAGGAUGUGGCGGUGCAGGUCAACCCGAAGAAGGACGCCUCGGUGCAGUGCUCCAUCGGCCCGCGGACCCUGCUGGCUAUGAAGCGGGACUUCCAGCGCAAGAGAGGGCAGGAACCCUCGUCGCCCGGGGGCGUUGGGAGCCCCAAGGUGACGGGCGUUGUGCGUUACCCCCGCACCCUGGCCGUGUAUUCCCCCAUAGCGUACCGGAGCGUCACCUCCUUCCUGGUGGAUGAAAACAACAACAAGGAGGCCACCUGCGACACGGAGCCGCCCGGUGACCCGCCAGCGGGGGUCACCGAGGGGAAGAAGGACGAAGACAGCCAGGCUAGUGAGGACGGAAAGGCCUUAAAGCUUCCAGAGCAGAACAAAAAGACCAGGACCAAGCAGCAGGGGAAGACUGGGGAGGGACAGCCGGCUGCAGAGGAGUCAAAGGGCAGGUCCAGGGUCCGUUUCCAGUUUCUGGAACAGAAGUAUGGAUAUUAUCACUGCAGAGAAUGCAAUCUGCGAUGGGAGAGUGCCUAUGUGUGGUGUGUUCAGGGCACCAACAAGGUUUACUUCAAACAGUACUGCAGGAAAUGCCAAAAGGACUUCAACCCGUACCGUGUUGAGGACAUCACAUGUCACACUUGCAACAAAGCACGCUGUUGCUGUGCGCUAACACAACGGCACGUCGAUCCCAAGCGACCCCACAGACAGGACUUGUGUGGCAGAUGCAAAGGCAAGCGUCUCUCCUGCGACAGCACGUUCAGCUUCAAAUACAUCAUCUGAGCAGCAUCUCGGCUAAACUUUGCUCUGUAGCUCAUCUACACGAGUCCUGUGUGGGACAUCUUCAGCCCAGAUGUCAUUAUCAUAUCAACAGAUGUUUGAGGUUUUGGUACUUUAUUUCACACCUGUUUUGUUGAUGAAAAUAAUUGUAAGCACCACACACUUUAGUGUAAUAAAAAGCUAUCUUGCAUUUUGUACGGAAGCAUUCUUUCACUCAAAACGCCGAUUUCUGUCGGCGUGCUAAAGUGCUUCAGUCGCAGUACUUCAAGUGAGUUGGAGUCUUGACCAGUUUCCUCGGAGGUAAUGCUGAAGACAACUGAUUUAAAUUCUGCAACUGCAUCUUUAAGUUUAAUGAGAUGUGGAGGAAACGGUGUAGCAUUUCAGACUGUUUGUGCAGUGAGUAAACUGGAGUUCAAAGCCUCCAGUCAGUGAGGAAUGUAUUGCUGUUGCACUUUGCUCCAAAGCUGCCAUGUCUGAAACCAAAUAAGAACUCAGACAUAAUGCAAAGUUAACUGCAAGAUAAAUAAAGACCAAACUCAGGUUGUAACUAAAUUGGCUCAAUACAAGUUUUCAAGUCCUGUUGUCCAUACUGAGCAGUUCAGACUGUUAGAAAUGAGAAUCCUGAAUUUUACAGGUAAAUUCCACUAAAGCAAGGAAUCUGGGGAUACUUUUCAGUUGCGUACAAAGUUUAAGCUCCACUCACUAAUGCCAGUGAAUGUCUAACAUUGUAUUUAAAGAAAUUAAUGCAUACUAAUGAAAAUGUUUGACACUGAUUAAAUGCAUAUUUUGUGGGGGAGUUUAACUGUUUCAUCGGUUUCUUAAAAACUAUUAAAUGAAGAAAUUCAUAAACGGACCACUGAAGAAACUAACUGGAGUGAGUAAGUUUUUUUUUUUUACAUGCUAACUUAAACUUGUGUUCAAAUUUAUGGUAAUUAACUACAUUACACACUUCCUUUUAAAUAACUUAAAUCACUUGUUUAUGCUAUCAGUCAUUAAGGUUUAAAUGUUUUGAAGAGGAAAAGCUCAUCUUUAACCUGGUGUAGUCUGUGGGUCAAACAUGUCAGAGGUUGCUACAACUUACAAAAAAUCAAGGCAAGCAGUAUCUUUUUUUAGGGUGCUGGUCUAAACAUGGGUGUCACUGGUGCAUUUGGGUGGGAAACUUUAAUCUUCCUGUUAUUUACAGGCACCAAAAAAAAUCUGCAAAACCUUCAUGAAGAAAAUCCCAAUAAUUCCUUUAAAAGUUUAAUUUAAAAAAACAAAACAAAUUUGG
This is a messenger RNA of Acanthochromis polyacanthus (spiny chromis), 2263 nucleotides long. RefSeq names its product zygote arrest 1 (gene zar1). The record is from RefSeq and is a predicted model, not a curated record. Gene Ontology annotation, cellular component: cytoplasm. Gene Ontology annotation, molecular function: mRNA base-pairing post-transcriptional repressor activity. The transcript has 4 exons. NCBI's taxonomy places the organism in Eukaryota, Metazoa, Chordata, Actinopteri, Pomacentridae. Gene Ontology annotation, biological process: translation. Bases 1 to 996 code for a protein of 331 amino acids.